UUUAAAGAGUCCUCUCCUGCUGAUGUUCAGGCUAGUCAUGCAACGUUUUCUGCAGCUCUCCACGACGACUCCAGGACGGAUCUCAACGAGGUCAAAGGUCACCUGGAAAUCGCCUUGUUAGAGAAACACUUCUUAGAGGAGGAGCUGAAGAAACUCAGAGAGGAGUCCAACGUGGAUUCUCUGCGCCAGGAGCUGGAGAGAGAGCGCAGCCGCAGCAGCGAGCUGGAGCAGAAGAUCAACGACGUCCUGAAACCCAGACUUGAAGACUCACCUUCACAGACGCCUAAAGCCCCGUCCCCUUCAACAUCUGCAGUCAGCGGUACAGACAAACAGAAGGACACUUGGUCCAGCAGCUUCCGGAAGUGUCUCUACGAUAGAUUUGGCGUUUACAUCGAGGACUUCCGCUUCCAGCAGGAGGAGCAGACGGUGGAGACGGAUGAGCCGCUGAGCGCCAAGAGGUUGACUGAAAACAUGAGAAGACUCAAGCGAGGGUUGAAACCAUUGUCCAACUUCAAGAGGAACCUGACGGCGCUAUCCAGCUGGUACUCCGUCUACACCUCGGCCAUCGCCUUCAUUGUGAGUUCAGUCCACUGGUUACUGAUGAUAAUAAUAAUACAAAAUGAUUUGUGGAGCGCUUUUCAAAGAGGCUGGAGGAUCCAGUGGAGCAUCGUACCUGAAGUCUCCGAGCCCGUGGAGCCUCCCAAAGAAGACCUGACGGUGUCUGAGAAGUUCACGCUGGUUCUGGACGUCGCUCAGAAAGCUCAGAACCUGUUUGGCAGGAUGGCGAACAGACUGGAGAAAAUCAAGAAUUUGUUCAUUUGGGUUCAGCCUGAGUUGACUCAGAAGCUGUACGUUGGUCUGUGGCUGGCCUUCAUCUCCUCCUGCCUGCUGCCAUUCACACUGCUGGGAUUCUUCAUAGUAUCCCCCCCCCCCCCCCUCCAGGUCACGUUAACCAGCGGGCGGGGCAGCGUCGGCCCGGCGGCUCCUCUCGGUGCGAGCCGGGAUGAAGACGGAGGGCGAUACAGCAGCACCAAGAGAGGAGCUUUCCACGAAGUGUUCAACCUGCAGGAGAGCGAGCGCCCCCUGACAGUGUGUGAGAGCGGCUGGCGCUGCUGCCUCAUCAACAGAGACAGGAAGUCGCCCACUGACUACAUCCGCAACGGAUACCUCUACGUCACCGAGAAUCAUCUGUGUUUUGAGAGCUCCAGCUCCAGAUCCGGAUCCUCCAAGAGGAACAAAGUCAUCAAACUGGCCGACAUCACCGACAUCCAGAAGUACAAAGUGUUGUCCGUGCUGCCGGGGUCAGGGAGCGGCAUCUCCAUCGCAACGCCGUCCACAACAAAGCCGAUGGUGUUCGGCGCGAUGAUCCACAGAGACGAGGCCUUCGACGCCAUCUUUAACCAGCACACGAAAAUCGUUUCCGCGGCAACAGCCAUCGAACCGGAGACGUAGUAACACCUUCACAAGGCUGCCGCCACACACACGCACACACACACGCACACACACACACACACACACACACACACACACACACACACACACACACA
Messenger RNA from Trematomus bernacchii (emerald rockcod), 1547 nucleotides. RefSeq names its product GRAM domain-containing protein 4-like. The annotation marks the transcript as partial. The record is from RefSeq and is a predicted model, not a curated record. Gene Ontology annotation, biological process: negative regulation of toll-like receptor 9 signaling pathway; apoptotic process. The transcript has 16 exons. NCBI's taxonomy places the organism in Eukaryota, Metazoa, Chordata, Actinopteri, Perciformes, Nototheniidae.